Hymenoscyphus albidus is the source of this 1982-nucleotide messenger RNA. Lineage: Eukaryota; Fungi; Ascomycota; Leotiomycetes; Helotiales; Helotiaceae. The record is from the annotation of a GenBank genome assembly.
AUGGUCGGUCUUAACAAAAGACGAGAGGAGGAGCUCUCUGACCCAGUCCUCACUCGAAUGGUUGAGGAGGACAAAGUUAUCUGGUACAAAAAGUCCAACCUCCGUUUUCUCUACCUUAUGCUUUUUCCAGCAUGUAUGGCAAUUGAAAGUACCUCCGGAUUCGAUUCUCAAAUCAUCAACACUGUCCAGAUCGUUCCUUCGUGGCAGAAGUGUAUGUCCUUUGCCAUCUUCCCCUUUCCUCCUUCACUAACUACUCAGACGUUAAUUUUGUUAUUUAGAUUUCGGACACGCUACGGGAAAGAAACUUGCAGACGGCGCACUCGAAUAUGCAGUUGAAGAGAACCUGAAAGGUUUCCUCGGUGCGGCAUAUAACCUUGGUGCUAUCCUAGCUUUGCCUUUCGUGCCAUGGCUCAAUCAAAAAUAUGGGAGAAGAUGGUCUGUGAUAUUUGGCUCAGCACUUAGUAUCGUAGGCGCGAUACUUCAGGGAUUCUCGAAUGGAGGUAAGCACUUCAACCCCUCCUUCUCUUUUUCAAAACCUGACUGGGAAUAGUGGCCAGUUAUAUCAUAGCACGAAUGUUGCUCGGCUUCGGCAUCCCUUUCUGCAUCAUUGCGGGAGCUGCUAUGAUUGGAGAACUCGGUUACCCCAAGGAACGACCUAUUUUGACUUCGCUUUUCAAUGCUUCAUACGGAGUCGGUCAGAUUAUUGCUGCGUCUAUUGCGUUGGGAACGGUCAAUAUACCGAAUGAUUGGGCGUGGAGAAUCCCUUCACUUCUUCAGAUUGUGCCUUCUACGAUACAGAUAUGCUUUAUCUUGUAAGUAUUGCUCCACCUAACAGUUUCAGAAUGAACAUAAUACUGACCACACCAGCUUCAUCCCCGAGAGUCCCAGAUACUUGAUCAGUAAAGACAGAAACGAUGAAGCAUACGCUAUCCUCGUCAAGUAUCACGCUGAAGGCGACCGUGAUUCCAUAUUUGUGAAAGCAGAAAUGGCACAAAUUGAAGCUACACUCAAAAUUGAGAUGGAAGUUGCGAAACAAUCUUGGUUAGAUCUAUUUCGAACCUCAGGAAUGCGUCGUCGGUUGUUAAUCACAUCUUUUCUCGGCUUAUUCACCCAAUGGUCUGGGAAUACAUUGAUUUCGUGAGUCCCAACUACAUAUAAUUCGCAUCGAGUGCUAAUUUAAAACACAUAGAUACUAUCUCAACGACCUCCUCAGCCUCGUUGGAGUCACUGACAAAAUCGUAAAAUCCAAAAUCAAUGUUGGAAUCGCAUGUUGGGGCUUCGUCUGUGGCAUCGCCUGUGCUCUCACAGCAGCUCGAUUCAAGCGUAGAAAAGUGUACCUAACUUGCGUCUGCUGCUUGCUUCUUAUUUACUCCGGCUGGACCGUCUCAAUGGAACGAUACUUGAACACCAAAGCGCACGCUGCGGCAGUUAUGACAGUCUUCUUUAUCUUCAUUUAUUCGCCUGCUUAUACUCUUGGGUAUAAUGCUCUUACGUACAGUAAGUCAAAUCCCUCCACCAUUCAUAAGAGACAGGUACUAAUGAUACUCCUCAGCUUACCUCGUGGAGAUCUUCCCAUACGCAGAACGAUCCAGAGGAAUCGCCUGGUUUCAAUUCUUCGGCAAAGGAGCUGGCUUUUUUGCCACAUAUGUGAAUCCCAUUGGAUUGGCGAGAAUUGCUUGGAAGUGGCUGUUGGUGUACUGCGUAUGGCUUAUGUUUGAGAUCGUCUUUAUUUACUUCCUGUUUCCGGAAACGUAUGGACGAACCUUGGAGGAAUUGUCGUUCCGUAAGUGUUCCAAUGUCCCAUGGAGCCAAGGCUUGUCUGAUGUAUGGCAGUAUUCGAGGGAAGUGAGAAAGCGGAGAGAGCCGUCAUUGCUGUUGAGAAACAGAUUGAUGGAGGAAAGGGAGAGGCUGAAGAGAGCAAGGGUGGAGAAAGUAUGCACAUUGAGGAGACAAAAACGAGAGACUCUAAGAGUGUGGCUUGA